Messenger RNA from Racocetra persica, 729 nucleotides. Lineage: Eukaryota; Fungi; Glomeromycota; Glomeromycetes; Diversisporales; Gigasporaceae. The record is from the annotation of a GenBank genome assembly.
UGUCAGCAACCAAAUGAUAACAUGGAAGAGAAAUUUGAAAUCGCAACAAAUGGCAAAGAAGGAAGAUUAUUAAAAGAUGAUAAUAUGGGAGUAAAGAAUGAUAAUAUAGGGAAGAAAGAAGAAAGGCUAUCAGGGAAUAGUGAUCUGAAAGAUAAAUUUGAAAUCGUAACAAGUGUCAAAGAAAAAACAUUAUUAUGGAAGAUUGAUCUAAGACUCAUUCCUUUAUUUACACUUAUCUACACAAUUUGUUUCUUGGAUAGAGUUAAUAUUGGAAACGCAAAGUUAGCUAACUUGGAAAGUGACCUUAAUUUAACCGGAUCUGAAUAUAAUUGGAUUAUAAGUAUUUUUUUUGUGGGUUAUGCAUUGUGCGGAGUACCAUCCAAUAUCAUAAUAGCUAAAUUCAGCCCUUCAUUUUGGAGAAUCUUUGAAGCUGACCUUUUUCCUGGUAUCAUAUUUUAUAUUACAAAAUGGUAUAAAAGAUCUGAGCAAAGUUAUCGAACUAGUGUGUUUACCUCUGGUUGCGUGAUUGCUGGUGCAUUCAGCGGAUUUACGGCAUUCUAUGUGAUGGGUUUGGAUGGUACCUUUGGUCUGAGUGGUUGGCAAUGGACUGCUAGAUGGCUUACAGAUGAUGAACGCAAGAUGGUUAUUAAUCGUAUACAGAUUGAUUCAGGACAAAUUUCUAUAACUAAUCAAGAUAACUCUCAGAUUUUCGAGGCUUUUAAAGAUUGG